AUGGCUUUGAGUUCGAUACUAAACCAAGCUUCCUUUCGAACCUGGGCCGUGGCCAUCUCUGCAUGUCUUGUCAUUUGGGCCGCCGCCCACUGGUGGCUCGCUUACCGUCGACUGCGGCAUAUCAAGGGUCCAGGAUUAGCAUCCAUCUCGAGUCUGUGGAUCUUCUAUCAGACUUGUCGAUCUCGUAUCUAUCUCGCUGGCGACGAGGCUCUGCAGCGCUAUGGUUCGAUUGUGCGCAUCGCUCCCAACUGCAUCUUAACAAAUGACCCCGUCUUCCUCCGAGUCAUGGCCGCUCCGAGGUCGGGCUUCACGCGGAGUCGGUAUUUUGAGGCUACUCGAGUCGACGCUCAGAGCGACCAUUUGUUAUCCCUCAGAGACGAGGCCGCUCAUGCCGCCUUGAGAGCAAAAGUCUUACCAGGGUACUCAGGUAAAGAAGUAACGACUCUUGAAUCUGAUAUCGACGCCCGAGUGGUCGACCUGCUCGAUCUGAUCCGUCGUGACUACGUGAGUCAAGAGAAGCCGCUCGACUUCGCGAGGCUGUCUGGAUUCUUCACCCUCGAUAGUCUGACCACGAUCGCCUUUGGGAAUGCUAUGGGCUACCUCAAGACGAAUGAAGAUUUGUUCCACUAUUUUCACAUGUCUUCCAAGCUAUACCCAAUCGUCGAGCACACCAUGCACCAUUGGUCCAUCCACCAAAUCGUACAGACUAUCCAGAAAAUGGUUACGGUGCCCAGUGAUGUCGGCAUGGGUGCCAUUGUGACGGCCGUCAACAAAGGAGUCCGCGAACGUUUUACGGCCCCAUCCACCACCGAAACGCCCUCUGACAUGUUGAACUCCUUCAUUUGCCGUGGUUUGACCGAGCUUGAAUGUGAAUCCGAGGCGAUUUUGCAGAUCAUGGCCGGCGCCGACUCUACGGCCCACGCGCUCCGCAUUACCUUCUAUCACCUCCUCAGUAAUCCGACCGCGUACCUGAAAUUGAUGGCAGAGAUGGACGCUGCUCUCCAGAGCGGCCAAAUCUCGUACCCGGUCAUCCAAAACAGCGAAGCCCAGGCCCUCCCCUACCUGCGUGCCUGCAUCAUGGAAGGUUUGAGAAUGUUUAUGCCCUUGAACGGGAUCAGUACACGUCUCUCACCGUCGCCCGACGGAUAUACUCAUAACGGCAUCUAUAUACCUGCCGGGACUGAAGUGGGGAUCUCCAUCUACUCCAUGCUGCGCCGAAAAGAUAUCUUUGGACCCGAUGCCGAUACGUUUCGCCCGGAGAGGUGGUUUGACAAGGACACCGAAAGACUCAAAGCACGAGAGCGAGUGCAGGAAAUGGUCUUUGGCACGGGCCGGACGAGCUGUCUAGGGAAAGAUAUUGCGUGGAUGGAAUUGAGGAAGGUCAUUUUUGAACUUUUCCGAAACUUUGAAUUCUCUAUCGUCAAUCCCUUGGCAGGAGUGAAAACGUGGUCGAACGGCGUGGUGGUCCAAGAAGGCAUGUACGUGCGAGCAUGGCCCAGGAAGAAAGAUUAA
This is a messenger RNA of Rhinocladiella mackenziei CBS 650.93, 1512 nucleotides long. RefSeq lists its product as uncharacterized. The coding region runs from base 1 to 1512 and encodes 503 amino acids. The record is from RefSeq and is a predicted model, not a curated record. The transcript is spliced from 4 exons. Gene Ontology annotation, molecular function: heme binding; oxidoreductase activity, acting on paired donors, with incorporation or reduction of molecular oxygen; iron ion binding. Lineage: Eukaryota; Fungi; Ascomycota; Eurotiomycetes; Chaetothyriales; Herpotrichiellaceae.